Molecule: messenger RNA, 1650 nt
Organism: Maniola jurtina (meadow brown)
Lineage: Eukaryota; Metazoa; Arthropoda; Insecta; Lepidoptera; Nymphalidae
Product: peptidyl-prolyl cis-trans isomerase-like
Exons: 2
Coding region: 167-745 (192 amino acids)
Biological process (GO): protein peptidyl-prolyl isomerization; protein folding
Molecular function (GO): peptidyl-prolyl cis-trans isomerase activity
Source: RefSeq, a predicted model, not a curated record
GUGAUUACAUAUUCUUUGAUACCAGUCUAGAGAUCCGGGUUACUGGUCUGUGUUUUUGGUUGUAAGUUUGCAAAGUCCUAAAAUAAUAAAAAUCGAGUUACCUCAAGAACUGGUAUAUAGUGAUCUGUGCUCAAGAAUCAAUUCUAAAAGUUGGAAAUAAGUUACAAUGGCUAUCUCCGCUAUCCUGCGACGUACGAUUAUCAAUGGCACAGUCUAUUCAGCAGCUGCGUUGCGUUUUGCCUCUACUCAAACAGAGAAGAAAGUUUAUUUUGAUGUGACCGCAGACGGUGACCCUUUGGGUCGUAUAGUUAUGAAACUGAACACAGAUGAAGUCCCUAAAACAGCUGAGAAUUUUAGAGCAUUAUGUACAGGUGAAAAAGGGUUUGGAUACCAAGGUUCAUCAUUUCAUAGGAUUAUACCUAAUUUUAUGUGCCAAGGUGGUGAUUUCACUAAUCACAAUGGCACAGGAGGAAAGUCAAUUUAUGGCAGAACUUUCCAAGAUGAAAACUUUAAGCUGAAGCAUACUGGUCCAGGUAUAUUAUCAAUGGCCAAUGCAGGCCCCAAUACAAAUGGCUCACAGUUCUUUAUAACAACGGCUGCAACUCCCUGGCUUGACAGGAAACAUGUUGUUUUUGGGUCAGUUGUGGAAGGAAUGGAAGUUGUAAGCAAAAUGGAAAGUCUCGGAUCAAAAAAUGGAAAACCCUCAAAGAAAGUUACAAUUGAGAAGUGUGGUGAGUUGGAAUAAAUACAAAUAAAAUCUGUAGUUAUAGAAUUAAAUAAUUGUAUUGUAUAGUUUAGCUGUUUUAGUAUUGUAAUUUUUUUUUAAGUUAAAAUUAAAGUAUUCUUUCAAUUAUAAAUCUUGUCUUAUUUUCUAGAUUCCACCUAUCAACAAACUAGAUUUGUAGCUAUGAUUAGUUAAUUUAUAUCUAGUCUUCUAUAAUUAUUCGGGGGUUCAAUAUUAUGGUCAUGCACCAGUAUGUAUUUAGAAUUAUUUAUGUGCUUUUUAAGCAAUUAAAUACAUAAGUGUCACUUGCUUAAAAGGUGAAGGAAAUCAUUGUGAGGAAACCUGCAUAUCUCAGAGUUCUCCAUAAUUUCUCAAAGUAUGUGAACUCUGUACUUGGCCAGCAUGGUGGAAUAUUUGUAUGGGCUAAACCUUUCUCUUUCUGAGAGGAGACCCAUGCUGAUGUUGAAGGCCAGCGAUGAGUUAAUGUUGAAUUAUUAUUGUAACAGUUGUAACUCAGUGUUGUUCAGUGAGUAACCAUUGUAAUGUGUACUGAUCAUUAAUGAAAUCAUAAUAAUUUCUAUAAAUUAUUAUUGUACUUGAAUAAUAUAGCAUUGCUAGCAAAAGGUUUACUCUGGGCAGCGUAGGCUACUCAGUACUCUACUAGGUGACUGAGGCUAAGAUCUAUCAGUAUAGAUUUAUUUUGCUCUGAUCACUAUUUUAGAGUUAAAAUGAGACAGAUUUAUCUCUAAAACCUGUUUCAAUUUAAAUUUCUUAUAUAAAUUAAUCUAAUUUUAACUCCAGUCUGUAGUAAAUUAAGUCUGUAUAUAUUUUAAAAAUAAUUUCAUCUAUCAAUAGGGGGAGUAGAAAUUAUACUAUGAGUAUAUUGGAUAAGAGUUUUGGUUAAAAUAAAAUAAAUCUAAAAUGUG